This is a messenger RNA of Tachysurus vachellii, 6385 nucleotides long. It is a transcript of the gene usp8, whose product is annotated as ubiquitin specific peptidase 8. The record is from RefSeq and is a predicted model, not a curated record. Lineage: Eukaryota; Metazoa; Chordata; Actinopteri; Siluriformes; Bagridae. Gene Ontology annotation, biological process: Ras protein signal transduction; endosome organization; protein K63-linked deubiquitination. The transcript has 28 exons. Bases 387 to 4922 code for a protein of 1511 amino acids. Gene Ontology annotation, molecular function: cysteine-type deubiquitinase activity. Gene Ontology annotation, cellular component: postsynaptic density; midbody; extrinsic component of endosome membrane.
AACAAUACUUGUUCCGGGAAUCAGCUGUAGCAGUUAGCAAGUGUAGCUCUGCUAACUCAGCUAGUGUAUAAUUACUAUUGGUGAUGUUUUAGCUACGAAUAUAGAGAUUCGUCAUGUGUAUUAUGUUGAUCUGAGCGGAUUGUGAGGUCACCAGCAGCUCUGACCAGGUUAUGUGUGAGUUAGCUUAGCGUGCUAGUUGUGUGAUGCUAGUUUGUGCUACUUCCUGUUUAUUUUACUGUGAGGAAACGCUGGAUUUAGUGACACUUGUGAAGCAGCUCUGUGUCAGACUGAACCAUUAGCUAGUGACAGCUAUUCAGCUGAUGAGAAUGUGAGGAAAUACAAAUUAUUAUUAUUGCUGAGUUGAGAUAUAAACCACCAGCCUGAAGAUGCCUGGAGUGUCUACAGGAGUGAAGGAGCUUUAUCUGUCCACCUCACUGGGAGAUCUGAACAAAAAGGCCGAGAUCAAGCCGGAUAAAGCCAGCACCAGGCAUUAUGUUCAGAGUGCAUGUAAACUCUUUAAAGCAGCAGAGGAGUGCCGUCUGGACCGAGACGAGGAGAAAGCCUACGUCCUGUACAUGAAGUACCUGACUGUCUAUGACCUCAUUAAGAAGAGACCGGACUUCAAACAGCAACAGGACUACUUCCUGUCCAUGCUUGGGCCAUCGAGCUUUAAGAAGGCCAUCGAGGAGGCGGAGAAACUCUCUGAGAGUCUGAAGUUCAGGUAUGAAGAGGAGGAGGUGCGGAAGAAGCUGGAAGAGAGAGAUAAGCGAGAGAAGAGAGAGGAGAAGGAGAGACGAGAACAGAAAGCAGAAAACAACAAGGGACGAGUGUUGGCCAAAGGCCUGGAGAACAGAAAGGAUAGCAAAAAGGUUAAAGAACAGAACGAGCUGAAGAGUGUGUCCCAGAACUCAGCAGCACCCCUGAGUGGAGGGAUUAGUGCUCAGCAGUUGUACACCAUGAUGAAGGACCCUAACCUGAGUGUGUUAGUGAUGGACACUCGAAAACAAGCCGACUUUGAGGAGUCACACAUGGCAGUGCCCAAUCAGAAGUGUAUCAGUGUUCCUGAGGAGGCCAUCAGACCUGGGAUCACAGUGAAUCAGAUUGAGUUGAAGCUGCCAUCAGAGACUCUUCCUCAGUGGAAACAGCGUGGCUUUGCUGAUUACAUCGUCCUGCUCGACUGGUUCAGCUCCAUAACAGACCUGAAACUGGGCUCGACUUUACAGAGCCUGAAGGAUGCACUGUACAAGUGGGACAGUGUGACUAUCCUGCGCACAGAACCUCAGGUUCUAGAUGGAGGUUAUGAGAACUGGCUGCUUUGUUAUCCGAUGUUCACCAGCAACGCCAAGAUCAAACCCCCACGGCAACAAACACAACCCCUGGUACCAGAGUUGAAUUUCAGCUACCCGUGUCUGGAGGAGACUCCAUCCGAACCUCCAAGUGUGUGUGUGAGCGAUGGUGUGGAAGACGUACAAACUAAUGGCACCGUAGAUGCUGACACAAACAACAAGACUGCUGCUCCUGAUAUAAACAGUAGCACACACACUCCCUCACUAAGCACUCAGCCAACACCAAGUGUGUCCACUGUGCCGAGUCCAAAGCAGCCUGCAGCUACAACAAAGACAAUACCACAAUUCGACAGAUCAACCAAGCCGGUUGUUAAACCCUCAGUAAGUGGAAAGGCGAGCCCUGAGGGUGUGGCCAAAGAGGACGGGGCCAAAGAAGUUGUGGGUAAAGAUGUGUCCGUUUCCACGGUGACCGACGGCCCGGUGAUUCCAGAUCGUUUAGCUAAGCCGAACCUAGCGGAAAAGAAAGGGAGAGAGGAAGAAGAGAAACGCCAUAAAGAAGAGGAGGAAAUUAAGAAGAAGGAAGAGGAGGAGGAGAAGGAGAAGAAGAGGAAACUGGAGCGGCAGAAGGCGGAAGAAGAGGAGGAGAAAGCAGACGGAGGAGACGAGAAAGGAAAGAGAGGAGUGAAGGAUCAGGCGCUGGACGCUCAGCUCAAGAGCAUGUCUCUGGAUUCUCCUCUGCCUCACGACUACUUCCUGUCCAUGCUUGGGCCAUCGAGCUUUAAGAAGGCCAUCGAGGAGGCGGAGAAACUCUCUGAGAGUCUGAAGUUCAGGUAUGAAGAGGAGGAGGUGCGGAAGAAGCUGGAGGAGAGAGAUAAGCGAGAGAAGAGAGAGGAGAAGGAGAGACGAGAACAGAAAGCAGAAAACAACAAGGGACGAGUGUUGGCCAAAGGCCUGGAGAACAGAAAGGAUAGCAAAAAGGUUAAAGAACAGAACGAGCUGAAGAGUGUGUCCCAGAACUCAGCAGCACCCCUGAGUGGAGGGAUUAGUGCUCAGCAGUUGUACACCAUGAUGAAGGACCCUAACCUGAGUGUGUUAGUGAUGGACACUCGAAAACAAGCCGACUUUGAGGAGUCACACAUGGCAGUGCCCAAUCAGAAGUGUAUCAGUGUUCCUGAGGAGGCCAUCAGACCUGGGAUCACAGUGAAUCAGAUUGAGUUGAAGCUGCCAUCAGAGACUCUUCCUCAGUGGAAACAGCGUGGCUUUGCUGAUUACAUCGUCCUGCUCGACUGGUUCAGCUCCAUAACAGACCUGAAACUGGGCUCGACUUUACAGAGCCUGAAGGAUGCACUGUACAAGUGGGACAGUGUGACUAUCCUGCGCACAGAACCUCAGGUUCUAGAUGGAGGCUAUGAGAACUGGCUGCUUUGUUAUCCGAUGUUCACCAGCAACGCCAAGAUCAAACCCCCACGGCAACAAACACAACCCCUGGUACCAGAGUUGAAUUUCAGCUACCCGUGUCUGGAGGAGACUCCAUCCGAACCUCCAAGUGUGUGUGUGAGCGAUGGUGUGGAAGACAUACAAACUAAUGGCACCGUAGAUGCUGACACAAACAACAAGACUGCUGCUCCUGAUAUAAACAGUAGCACACACACUCCCUCACUAAGCACUCAGCCAACACCAAGUGUGUCCACUGUGCCGAGUCCAAAGCAGCCUGCAGCUACAACAAAGACAAUACCACAAUUCGACAGAUCAACCAAGCCGGUUGUUAAACCCUCAGUAAGUGGAAAGGCGAGCCCUGAGGGUGUGGCCAAAGAGGACGGGGCCAAAGAAGUUGUGGGUAAAGAUGUGUCCGUUUCCACGGUGACCGACGGCCCGGUGAUUCCAGAUCGUUUAGCUAAGCCGAACCUAGCGGAAAAGAAAGGGAGAGAGGAAGAAGAGAAACGCCAUAAAGAAGAGGAGGAAAUUAAGAAGAAGGAAGAGGAGGAGGAGAAGGAGAAGAAGAGGAAACUGGAGCGGCAGAAGGCGGAAGAAGAGGAGGAGAAAGCAGACGGAGGAGACGAGAAAGGAAAGAGAGGAGUGAAGGAUCAGGCGCUGGACGCUCAGCUCAAGAGCAUGUCUCUGGAUUCUCCUCUGCCUCACAAUGCUGUCUCAGAUAUAAAGCGGGAACCUCUCACCCGUGCUCGGAGUGAGGAGAUAGGACGGGUGGUGCCUGGUCUGCCUGAAGGCUGGAUGAAGUUCCUGGACACGGUCACUGGGACGUACCGCUAUUAUCACUCCCCCACCAACCGUGUGCAUCUUUACCCCCCUGAGGUCACGCCUCCUGCCACGCCUCCAGCCACGCCCUCCAAGCCCAAACCCCAUGCUGGGACUUCAGAGAAGGAGAAGGAAAAGGAGAAGGAGCAAGACAGAGAGAGGGAGAGAGAGCAGUCCAAACUGAAACGCUCGUACUCCUCUCCUGAUAUCACCCAGGACCUGAACGCAGAGGCAGCCAGAAAACCCACACCUACACCCACAGUGAACAGAGAAACCAAACCCGUGACUGCCACUUCCUACGCUAAAGCCGAGAUCGCUCGUCCAUCUGCUGCUAAGAUCCGAACCAUGAACCCAGUGUUCGGCGGAAUGGGUCCGUGUCUAACAGGUCUCCGUAAUUUAGGGAACACCUGCUACAUGAACUCCAUCCUGCAGUGUUUGUGUAACACUCCUUUUAUGGCUGAUUACUUCAACAGGAACCGUUACCAGGACGACAUCAACAGGUUGAACAUCCUGGGCCAUAAGGGCGAGGUGGCCGAGGAGUUCGGUGCCAUUAUGAAGGCUCUGUGGUCGGGUCAGUUUAAAUUCAUCAGCCCUCGAGACUUUAAAAUCACCAUUGGUAAAAUUAAUGACCAGUUCUCUGGCUAUGAGCAGCAGGAUUCUCAGGAACUUCUACUGUUUCUGAUGGACGGCUUACACGAGGACCUCAACAAGGCAGACAACCGUAAGCGAUGGAAGGACGAGGUGUGUGAACUAACGGACGACGUGGGCGCGGCGGAUUGGGCGUGGCAGAAGCACAAGCUGCUGAACGAAUCGAUCAUCGUUUCACUGUUCCAGGGUCAGUUUAAAUCCACACUGCAGUGUCUGACGUGUCACCAUCGCUCUCGCACCUUCGAGACCUUCAUGUACCUGUCACUGCCACUCGCAUCGUCCUAUAAGUGCUCUCUGCAGGAGUGUUUGAAGCUCUUCUCUAAGGAGGAAAAGUUGACGGACAACAAUAAGGUUUUCUGCCCACACUGUAAAGCCCAGAGGGAAUUCACUAAGAAACUGGAGAUCUGGAAAGUUCCACCCAUCCUGCUCAUACACUUAAAGCGGUUCUGGUAUGAGGGCAGGUGGAAGCAGAAGCUCCAGACCUCAGUUGAUUUCCCUCUGGAGAAUUUGGACCUGUCUCAAUACGUCAUUGGGCCAAAAAGCAGCCUAAAGAGAUACGGGCUGUAUGCAGUGUCUAAUCAUUAUGGAGGUCUGGAUGGAGGUCACUAUACAGCGUACUGUAGAAAUGCAGGUCGUCAGAACUGGUUUAAAUUCGACGAUCACGAGGUAUCAGAAAUCUCCGCCUCCUCGGUCAAGUCGUCCGCUGCCUACAUCUUCUUCUACUCCUCUCUCUGAGGCCACACCCACCUGGACCACCACCAAGUGCACACUGACCUGAGAGCGGUCAGAGCUGCUGUGGGUGGAGCUUAAAGGCCCAACUGAAGCAGCUGAUGGAGGAGUUUCAGUGAGAAUAUGAAAGAUGUCAAAGUUUCUCUCUCUCUCUCUCUCUCUCUGUUGUGAAAUCUGUUAUUCUUGACCAUACUAAAAGGGGCGGAGCUUUCUCCCUCCAUUGUUUUGCCUUCGGACACUAAUGACAUUUGGGACGCAGCCGAGUGCAGUUUGUUCUUCCGCUUUUGAGAAUGAACUCAUGAGCUCAUGUACAUAGCGCUAACGGAGACACACCUGACGUCACCUGUCCGUCUUCACCACACCGAUCCACUCAGUUCCCUUAAUAUAAGUCCCAAAUGAUUCCUUAUUACAUAUAGAGUAUAACCUACGACACUUAAACCCUAUAGUGGAUUUAACUUCCUGUUUCCUUUUAUAGGGGGAUGGAAUAUUAACAACAUGAGCCCUUAUCCUAUGCACUGCAUGUACAAUCCACAGUCAUUUUUACCUUCUACAUAGUGCACCGUUUGUCCUACAGAGGUCAGUGACUCUCAGAUAGCGACUGACCCUGUGGAAGCUCCGCCCAUCUCCCUCUGUAAUCUGACUCCACAUCGUUCCUAUUCAGAAUAACAGUUCUGCUGAUAUAAAUAAACUACUUUAGGUUAUAAGAGCUUUAAUUAGCACAGGAAUGUGAGAAUAAGCCAAUAUCAGGAUCGGUGUGUCCUCAUUAUUCUGAGCCUGUAAUCAUGUUUUUGUUAUUAACACACAGAGCUGAGCUCGUUAACUCAUUAUGUCUCAUUAUCUUGGCAUUUAUGUAUUCGUCUGUAAGUCCUUCGUCAGUGUCUCUUCCUGCUCCAUGUUUAUAAUCUAAUGCAGUAACACACACACACACACACACACACACACACACCCCUAAACAUUCGGUACACUAUAACAUUUAUUUCUCUCUAUAUAUAUAUAAAUGAAUGCACAGUUAAGUCCUAAAGUCCACCUGCAGUCACGAUGACACGUCACUAAGAUGUAAAUCUGUGAGGAAGAUAAAAGACCCAACAGGAAGUUUCUUAGUUUCCUUAGUUCUGCUGCAGGACCCUAAAAUAUCUGACUCAGUGCUGCGGAUCAGCUGAGGGACCAUGAUGAGGUUUAUAAUACUGAGUGUUAGUGCACUCAGACCGGAGGACCUGACUGUAGCAUCAGCUAUAAAUCUCACCCCCACACACACACACACACACUCAGGGGGCAGGGCUUGUUAAGUCCCACCCACUCUGUACAUUUUAGUAAUGUCAGGUGCCGCUGAUCACUCUUUAAUCUCACACACACACACACACACACACACACACCUGCUGGAUUUCUCAGUGUUAGCCGGUUAACUACAUCUGAGUUAAAAAGGUCCACUGACUGAUCCGUCUCUGUGAAAAUAAAACUAAUCAAACACA